Molecule: messenger RNA, 551 nt
Organism: Syngnathus acus (greater pipefish)
Lineage: Eukaryota; Metazoa; Chordata; Actinopteri; Syngnathiformes; Syngnathidae
Product: interferon-induced transmembrane protein 3-like
Exons: 2
Coding region: 92-475 (127 amino acids)
Biological process (GO): response to interferon-beta; defense response to virus; negative regulation of viral genome replication
Cellular component (GO): plasma membrane
Source: RefSeq, a predicted model, not a curated record
UUCCCCGCUACUCCAUUUCCUCUCUCCUACAAAAAGUUCACUUAAAAAGGAAAUGUAGGAAACGUGCUUUUGACUUGAACUUAGAGACGACAUGAAGCCGGCAGCUAGCCCAGCCGCGGCGGUCUCCACGCAGCCCGCGACUUCCGAUGGGGCCCCCGACCAGCCCGCCGGUUCUACCGUAGUCCUGGUCGAUACGGCGGAUGAGAGCACGGAGCCACCGCGCGACUACAUCAUCUUGUCGCUCUUCUCUUUUGUCUACAUGGGGAAUCCUUUCUGCUUGGGACUAGUGGCGCUCAUCUUCUCCAUCAAGGCCAGAGACCGGAAAUUGGUGGGAGACAUGGAGGGAGCCCAAAGGCACGCCUAUACUGCAAAAAGAUUCAACCUCCUUGCCUUGUGCUUUUUCGGCCUUUCUAUCUUCGUUAUAGUCCUUGUAUAUGCUUUCUUGGUUUCUAAUGCAAAACGCCGCCGCGUGUAAAUUUCAAGGUUGUCACCUCACCUCAAAAUGUCCAAUAAACAUGUUUGUAUCAUUUGAAACGUGCAUAAGCCACAAA